Malania oleifera is the source of this 1041-nucleotide messenger RNA. RefSeq lists its product as uncharacterized. The transcript has a single exon. Bases 1 to 1041 code for a protein of 346 amino acids. The record is from RefSeq and is a predicted model, not a curated record. NCBI's taxonomy places the organism in Eukaryota, Viridiplantae, Streptophyta, Magnoliopsida, Santalales, Ximeniaceae.
AUGGCUGAGCAAGUGGAAGACAUAAUUACGGGUCUUGAACAGGGGCAAAAAGAAUUUAAUGACAAAAUGAGUAAGAUCAUGGACCUACUAAUGGGCAAAGGGAAAGUAGUGCGGCUACAAGAUAAGGAGGAGGAUUCAGACCCCGCUCAUCCUCCGGGGUUCACCUUGGUCCAUGGGCAAACAUCAGCACAAUCUCCGGUUGCCACUGAAAAUUCCCUACUGAAUAGUGCUUCUUUCAUUCCUAUUGCACCAAUGCCAAGAAUUCCAAUAGUUGGAGUACCCCCGAUAAUGAUGACAGAUGCGGGGGUAAGAAAAAUCGCAACUGAGCAUCGCUGUGAUGUGCUUGAAGAACGGUUAAGAGCCAUUGAAGGAUCUAAUUCAUUUUUUUUUGUUAAUCCAGUGGACCUCUACCUAGUACGGAAAGUGGUCCUACCACCAAAAUUCAAGAUCCCAGACUUUGAGAAGUUCGACGGAACCUGGUGUCCUCAAACCCAUUUGCGAUUGUACUGUAAGGUGAUGGCAGCGUACUUUGACAACGAAAAACUGAUGAUGCACUGCUUUCAGAGCAGUUUGAUAGGGUCGGCCAUCCGUUGGUACAUACAACAAAAUAGGACUCGAGUCCACACUUGGAAGGACUUGGCCAAUGCCUUCCUGGUCCAAUAUUGUCAUAUGGUGGAAAUGGUGCCAAAUCGAGUGACCUUACAAGAGAUGGAGAAGAAGCCCUUGAAAACAUUCAGAGAAUACGCUUAUCAAUGGAGGGACAUAACUAUUCAAGUGGACCCUCUAGUAAAUGACAGUGAGGCCAUCUUUUUGUUUGUGGAAACAUUGAAAGACCCCUACUAUGGUUAUCUUCGAGGAGCAACUCCCCACAAUUUCAUGGACAUUGUAGCCAUAGAAGGGAGGAUUGAGGUCGACAUCAAGGCAUGCCUGAUCAAGGAUGGUAAUGUUGAGACUGGUCCGAGUAAGAAGUGGACUAAUAGGAAGAAAGAUGAGGAAGCACAGAUGGUUCAAGGGCAUUAUUACCAAAGUAGACGAAACUAG